Molecule: messenger RNA, 1038 nt
Organism: Peniophora sp. CBMAI 1063
Lineage: Eukaryota; Fungi; Basidiomycota; Agaricomycetes; Russulales; Peniophoraceae
Source: the annotation of a GenBank genome assembly
AUGCAGUCCAACUCUCUAUACGCUCAUGUCGACAACGACGUCUGGAUGUCGGACUGGUCGGGCCCUUCGAUGACAGCCGACGCCAACGAGCGCUUCGAGCCAUUCAAUGAUCAAACCGUGAACUCUGAGCAUAUCACGCCAUCCAUGCAGGACGGCUAUCCGUACUACCAAAACGAGGUAUGGGAUACACCUCUGGCCGCCGACGAGCCAGAGUACCAAACGACCUCGUUCAGUUACUCGGCCGCCUUCAACAAGGACUUUGUUGAUCCGGAUGGCGAUAUACCCGAUUUUGACCUCGUAGCCAGCGACGGCGUGCACUUCGCCGUGACAACGCCGAAACUCCGCUCAAGUUCUAGCAACGACUUUGCUGGAUUGCUCGCAUCAUUCACUUCAAGUGCUAUGAUAGGUCUCCCAUCUCCUGCGCUCAAUCUGGUUCUCCACGGCAUCUACGGCUUAUCGCCGUCUAUGUAUGCACCUACAGCCGUCGACCUUGCCAUAGCAGUACAGUCGCUGGAGAGCUACGGGUUAUCAAAGAGUGAGCUCGUAGCCGACAAAACGCCCCUGUUCCAGGCCAUCCUCAUGCGAGCGCCGGUGGAGCCACUUGCAUGUUAUACGCUCGCAGCUCGCGAAGAGCUCGACGAGCUUGCCGUCCUCAUCUCGCCUUACACCCUCUGCCUCUCCCUGCCCGAUAUCUCGGACGAAGAUGCCGCGCAAAUGGGAUCCCUUCAUCUCCGCCGCCUAUUCUUUCUUCAUCUCGGGCGAGUCCAGGCGCUGAAACGUAUCCUCUUCCCACCGCCCGAUCUGCAUCCGCCCACGGUCGAGUGUGAAGCGAAGGAUCAACGUCCGGUUAGUAGAGCCUGGACAAUGGCGGUCGCUGAGAUGACGUGGGAACUGAACCCAAAUGUGUCUGGCAGCACACUCGAGGCAUGUUUUCAAGCUAAAGAGGAUGAAUUGCAAUGCCCCGAGUGCAAGAAAUGCCUGAGCUUUCGCAUCAAGCGGUUGCUUAUUGACUGGUCUCUGAUCAAGUCAACAAUCUGA